UUACAAUACAAAAAGUCACACUAACCAAUGUAUCGGCUGAUCCAGGAAAAUUGGAUUCCAUUCGUUCCAAGAUGGAGGAUCGAGUGGUUAAGUUGUCGCUUGCCAUCAGUAGAGAUUUGAGCAACCCCGAUGUUAAAAAGUCUCAAGUUCAAAAAUGU
Acaulospora colombiana is the source of this 158-nucleotide messenger RNA. Lineage: Eukaryota; Fungi; Glomeromycota; Glomeromycetes; Diversisporales; Acaulosporaceae. The record is from the annotation of a GenBank genome assembly.